CCCUCUCUCCUAAAAUUCCAGGCGAUCCCGGAUCAGUGGCAUUCGCUCAAAACUUUCUCUCUAUUUCGUUUCCUCUUGUUGUUCUUUUUUAAUUUUGCUCAUCAUCUCCCAGAUCGGAAAAAGAUAUGGCAAGAAUUGGUGUUUUUUUUGUUUGUCUGGUGCUUAUGGGAAUAGAUACUGUUGCUGGAAUUUUUGGCACUCAAGCUGAACACGCUAGAAACAAAAUGAUCUUCACAAACGGGAAGGCGGAGAGGUUUCAGUGCAGAGAAACGAAAGGCGACGGGUUCAGGCUUGGGGUAGCUGCCACAACACUUUUGGCAGUAGCCCACAUUGCAGCUAACCUGCAUGGUGGUUUCAUGUGCAUAUGUUGCAUGGAACAGCUGGAAAAAUCGCCCAAUAACAGACAGUUAUGGUUUGCAUGUCUCCUUCUCUCAUGGAUUGUAGCAGCCAUUGGAUUCCCUAUGCUUAUUACAGGCACAUUAGAAAUUUCCAAAUUAAGAGAGUCAUGCACGGACUUGCAGAGUCACUUCCUGUCUGCUGGUGGAAUAUUUUGCUUUGUACAUGCCUUAUUUUGCAUUCUUCUCUUUGUUUCUGCAUCUAUUGGCCUCGGAAAUGGAAUGCCAAGUGAACUUGAAUUCCUCUCCCCAUUUAGUAGUUUAGGACACUAUUCAAUUAAUCACUCUAUAUAUUAGCUUAUAUAGAGCGAAUGUGUCCACAUAUAUA
Molecule: messenger RNA, 723 nt
Organism: Manihot esculenta (cassava)
Lineage: Eukaryota; Viridiplantae; Streptophyta; Magnoliopsida; Malpighiales; Euphorbiaceae
Exons: 3
Coding region: 126-692 (188 amino acids)
Source: RefSeq, a predicted model, not a curated record